Molecule: messenger RNA, 363 nt
Organism: Drechmeria coniospora
Lineage: Eukaryota; Fungi; Ascomycota; Sordariomycetes; Hypocreales; Ophiocordycipitaceae
Exons: 2
Coding region: 1-363 (120 amino acids)
Source: RefSeq, a predicted model, not a curated record
AUGGUGAACACACACGGAACUCAGGCUCGAGGUAACGAAAACUCGACGACCGGCCGCAACUCAGACGGUGCUGUCGACAGGUACUCGCCGACCACAUCAGGAAGCAACUACGAACCUAGCGGUAUUCAAGGAAUUUCGGCUCACCAUGAGCUCCGCGCCGGUGUGGGCGUCGGUUUCAAGGCUGUCCCGUCGCCAUUCGUAGCCCAUGCCGGCAUCACUAUACGCGACGAAGACGGAGAGGCUUUUGGAACGGGAGCUCAAGGCGACCCGAGCAGAGCGAGGCCGGCUGACGGAGGAACUCUACGAGACAAGAGUGGACUACAGACCGCGAAAUCCUGGUCCGCCGUUGCCUGGAUAUAUUGA